Messenger RNA from Daucus carota subsp. sativus, 1458 nucleotides. RefSeq lists its product as uncharacterized. Gene Ontology annotation, cellular component: UDP-N-acetylglucosamine transferase complex. Lineage: Eukaryota; Viridiplantae; Streptophyta; Magnoliopsida; Apiales; Apiaceae. Bases 707 to 1243 code for a protein of 178 amino acids. The transcript has 4 exons. Gene Ontology annotation, molecular function: hexosyltransferase activity. The record is from RefSeq and is a predicted model, not a curated record. Gene Ontology annotation, biological process: dolichol-linked oligosaccharide biosynthetic process.
CCAAUCUUCUUAAUUCAUAUACCCAUCAAUUUUAAUAUAUUCAUAUUUAAUUCUUUGUUUGUGUAUAUAUAGCUGUAUGACUUAUAUAUGGAUUUGUUCCUGUGGGGUUUCAAGAUUUAUAUGUGUCGUGUUAAUAUUAUUUUUUUGAAUAUUUUGGAGCUGGGUUUUUUAUUUUGGUGAUUUAUGUCUAAUAGGGUUGAGUACAUUGGUGAAUUCAGUUUGCUUGUAAAUGGGUUUUGUCUAUUUUUUUUGUAGAUUGGUGUUUUUCGGUUUAGUUUGGAUUUAGAAAUGUAGUAGGAUUUAGAAAUGUAGUAGAAUUUAGAAAUGUAGUAGAAGUGCAAUGUAAAGAAUAAUCACCCGAUUAUGCGUAGAAAGUAUUAGUUGGAAUUUUUUAGUUAAUGAGCUAUUUGGGGUUCAGUUUAUGCUACUUUGUUCUGUACAUUGGGAGAAAUUAGAUAACAUUAUUCCGAAGUGAUGUUAAAUUAAGUCUAUAAGGGGUUGAAGAAAUUGAUUAUAAUGGGGGUUCUGGUGCGUCGAUAUAAAUCAAUCGUGAUAAUGUGCGUCAACAAAGAAUUCUAAUCAGGAGUGAGCUUUAUCGGAGUAGUUGAUUGAUGGGUAGUAAAACCAUUGGAUUUGGUGUACUUCGAAUAUGUUCAUAGUUGCCGAGUUCUGUUGCUUUUAUAAAGGGAUAUAAGACUAUAGUAAGAUGGAUGGUAGUGACGGAAGUUUAGAGCCCAGGAGAAUGGUUUUUGUUACAGUUGGAACAACCAGUUUUGAUACUCUUGUUAGAGCAGUGGACACUCAGGAAGUUAAAGAAGAACUAUCAAAAAGAGGAUACACUGACCUUGUUAUUCAAAUGGGUCGUGGUUCCUACUUCCCUGCAAAGUCUAGUGGAGAAGAUGGAUCUCUGAAUGUAGAGUAUUUUACUUUUUCAUCUAGCAUCGCUGACAACCUGAAAGAAGCAUCUCUAGUCAUCAGUCAUGCAGGCUCAGGUAGCAUUUUUGAGACAUUGCGGCUUGGUAAACCACUUAUUGUGGUAGUAAAUGAAGAUUUGAUGGAUAACCAUCAAAGUGAGUUAGCGGAAGAACUAGCAGAGAGAAAACAUCUAUUUUGUGCUCGUCCCCAAACGCUUUACAAUAUUAUUGCAACUAUGGAUCUGGACGCUCUCAUUCCAUACGAAUCAGGUGAUGCCAUGCCAGUAGCUAAACUCAUAAAUAGAUUUCUGGGAUUUCCUGAUGACUAAUGAUGUUGUACAGAUGUAUUCUUUCAGUAGUAAACUCAGAGAUCUGUUUCAACUCCUAGUGAUGUACUUCUAUAAAUUUGAAGCUGUACUUGCAUUAUGGUUUCAAGUAUGAAUUCUCUGUAUGUAAUAUUUUCAACCAGUUAUGCAAUUCUUACCUUGUAGGAUUUUCAAACUCUGACAGGAUUUAAUAGAAUAUAGUUACAGGUUUCAACUUC